Molecule: messenger RNA, 4170 nt
Organism: Papilio machaon (common yellow swallowtail)
Lineage: Eukaryota; Metazoa; Arthropoda; Insecta; Lepidoptera; Papilionidae
Product: ras-specific guanine nucleotide-releasing factor 1
Exons: 32
Coding region: 1-4170 (1389 amino acids)
Biological process (GO): Ras protein signal transduction; positive regulation of GTPase activity
Cellular component (GO): plasma membrane
Molecular function (GO): guanyl-nucleotide exchange factor activity; protein binding
Source: RefSeq, a predicted model, not a curated record
AUGCUCAGCCCCAAGAUCCAGCGCUCAGUUCGCGUUAACGACGGUCAGUUGUUGGCGCUAUCCGACAGGGCGCAGUAUGACCACUCUCAGGCUGGUUACCUCCACAAGCGCAGCUCGGACAAUACCAAGUGGCAGCUGCGAUGGUUCAUCCUCUAUCAGAACCUGCUGUUCUACUACGAGUCGGAGAACAACACGCGCCCCACCGGCGUACUCCUUCUUGAAGGUUCUUAUUGCGAGCGUCUCAGCAAGUCCCCAAUGGAGAGGAAUGCUUCGUUUUGCUUUACGAUAUCGUACCGGCGCGAAAACCAGCGCCAGUACGAACUGAGAGCCGCCUCCGAGGUUGACUGCGUGCACUGGGUCGACGCCAUACGGGAGGCGAGCUUCAACAAGCUGCUGCUGCAGAAGGAGGAGUUGGAGCAAAAGCAACUGCACCUGCUGCAGGUGGUGGAGAGCGAGCGCACAUCGCGCUGGCAGUACGCGCAGCAGUGCGACGAGCUCACCAACGAGGUUAAGAAGCUGCGCACUGAGUUAUGCGCGUACAAGAAGGAACAUGAGCCAGCGACGCGCACCACCUCCACCACCAGCCUGUCGCCCAGUGACUCUGACGAGAUCGAUCCUGUCGAGCUGCGCAAGAUUAAGAAAGUUCAGAGUUUCUUUCGGGGCUGGUUGUGUCGGCGUCGUUGGAAACAAAUUGUAGACCAGUACAUCAAGAGCCCGCACGCUGAGAGCAUGAGGAAGAGGAACAGCUUAGUAUUCAAAAUGGUCGAAGCUGAGGAGGAAUAUCUCGAGCAGAUGGAGAUUUUGGUGACCUGUUUCCUUCGGCCAUUUAAGAUGGCGGCCAGCUCUAAGAAACCGCCUUGCACGCACGAGGAUGUCAACUCGAUAUUCCUGAACAGCGAAACUGUGCUGUUCCUGCACCAGAUCUUCUUUAAAGGAUUGACAUCUAGAAUGGAAUCAUGGCCCACAUUAGUGCUAGGAGAUCUAUUCGACAUGCUGCUGCCGAUGCUGACCAUCUAUCAGGAGUACGUACGCAAUCACCAUUACUCGCUGCAAGUGCUCACCGAGUGCAAGCAAAGUCAGCCCUUCGCUCAGCUGCUGGCGCGCCUCGAGAGCAAACCCGCGUGCCAGAGCCGGUCGCUCGAGACCUUCCUUACUUACCCUAUGCAUCAGAUUCCGCGUUACAUUAUCACAUUGCACGAGCUACUUGCGCACACUCCUCAUGACCACGUGGAGCGCCGCAGCCUCCAACAUGCGCGCGCUCAACUGGAGGAACUGUCGCGUCAGAUGCAUGAUGAGGUGAGCGAAACAGAGAAUUUGCGGAAGAACCUCGCGGUGGAGCGCAUGAUCAUCGAGGGCUGUGACAUCUUGCUCGACGUCAAUCAGGUCUUCAUACGGCAAGGUACAUUAUCCCAAGUGGUGGGCAAGGGCCGUCGGGCGUCCCUGCAAGCUCGACAAGCAUUCUUAUUCAGUAAUCAUCUCCUACUGACCACAAGAGCUACGGGAGGUCGACUGCACCUGCCUCCUAAUGGACGUCUGCCACUCCAUGAUGCUCUUCUAGUCGAGGAUCCCUCUAGUCAUGAUGAUGAUGAUUCAACGUCAGUGUGUUCGUCUCCAGGCGGCGAUCCUUACCAGGGCAAAGACUUUAAGAUACUAGUCGAGGUUAAAGGUGAACAGAUUUGCGCUCAUUUAGUGGCGGCAACCUUGGAGGAGAAGGCGGCAUGGACUAGCGAGGUGGCGCAGUGCAUGGAGAGUGCGGCGUUGACCGAGCUGCUGCGCGCCUGCGGCUCCUGCGCAGCCUCCGCCAGCCUGCCCGCGUGUCGCUCAGACCGCGCACUCUUCACUGAUGAUGUCGACAUCCGCUUCAGUAGGACCCUCAACUCGUGCAAGGUGCCGCAGAUCAGGUCCGCCACGCCGCAACGACUGCUACAACGGCUUACUGACCUACGUUUCCUAUCCGUGGACUUCCUCAAUACAUUCCUGCUGACGUACCGUGUGUUCACUGAUGGAGUGACGGUGCUGGAGGCUCUCAAGCAGGUGUUCUACGAGCAGUCGCAGCAGGAGAUGGAGCUAGCACCCCCUCCUGAUACUGUCAGGAAGACCAGCGGCGCUAGUUCUGUCUCAGGUUACGGCUCAGAAUAUAGUGACCGCGAUUGGCAAUCGAGGUUCUGGAAGGCUUCGAGGAAGAGUGAAGAUGAAGAUAAACUGUCACCUUAUUUAAUGGCACCUUCCAGACGUACGUCAAACGUUAGUAAGGCGGAAGAGGACAAUAGUCAUUUGACUAUACCCAAAAUUAUGGCCACUUCAUCAAGCAAUGAAACACUCAAAGGAACUUCACCAUCAUCACCUGGUGCGCUCAGUUCAGUAACCCUAGUGGGCAGUCCUAAGAAGGCGAGUCCUGAAGAGGGUUCCACUAAAACAGAGAAGACAUCACCAACCAAAGACAAUGAUAAAGCAGCCGCCAUGAUGAAAGAUGAAAGCAUAGAGUUGGUUGAUCAGAGUGACGAAGAUAUUAAAUACAAAGAAGAGGAACAAGAGAAAGACAAACCAAAGCCGAAAGAUGAGAAGUUCCAGAUAUCGCAAAGGUUUUCAGAGCGCGUCCGCAACAUGACGGAGAGUCCGCGGCGGCUGCAAGUACGCGGCGCUGCGGAGGCUCGGCGACGUUCAGACGGCGCGCGAGACUUGCCCGCACCCGCACACGCACACGCACACGCCACGCAGGAGCCUCGCCGCGCCUCCGACUCUAAUGCUGCACGUCUCCCACGUCGCUCAGUCAGCGAGAGACGGUGCACCAGUUCAUCAAUAAACAGCGAUCGCAGACGAUACUUCGGAAGUUCUGAGCCGAGAUCAUCAGUCACAUCGCAAGUAUCACAAAUGGCACAAAGCUAUCGUCGUGAUACUAACCAGCCCAAAGCCGGUGUUGUCAUCACGUCUUUCCGGCAAUCACACAGAAGCUUUGGAAAAGACCUGUUAUGGAGCAGUACAUCAACAGCGGCUGUAGCCUUCGCUGUGGCAACUUCAGCGUCAUCUAACCCGCGCUCGCCACCUCCCACCUCGCCGCCUCACAACAGACGCGAUUCUGUUAUAUCUACUGCUGCUACUAUGAGAGUUCUUAAUGUAUUGAGACAUUGGAUAUCGAAACACUCCUCGGACUUCUGGUCGGACGAGCGUCUGCGCGGGCUCACGAUGGACUUCCUGAAGGAGAUAGAGGCUAGCCCGGGGCUGCUGCCAGCGGAGCACAAGGCGGCCGCACAACUGCUGCGGCUGCUGGAACGAGCACCAGACAGGGCUAUUGAUUUGAAAGCUAUAUUUGCACCUCCACCGAUUCCAACGAAAGAAAGCAUCGAAACUCUAUCAGCGUUAGAGAUCGCAGAGCAGAUGACUUACUUGGAUUAUCAGAUCUUCAGUUCCAUACAUAGCGAAGAGUUUCUAGGUCAAGCUUGGACGAAGGCGGACAAGGCGGAGCGCGCUCCUCACAUCCUGAUGAUGACAGGACAUUUCAAUCACCUCUCUAACCUGGUCAUCUCUGAGAUAUUGAAGAAAUAUACUUUGACAGGGCGCGUGGCAGCGAUAGAGAAGUGGGCAGCAGUGGCGGACAUCGCUCGUUGUCUUCACAACUUUAAUGGAGUGCUGCAGAUAUGUGCAGCACUCUCCAACACAUCCAUAUUCCGUCUCAAGAAGACUUGGGAGAAAGUCUCCAAGACGAGCAAACAAACUAUUGAAAAAAUGCAAACUAUAAUAUCAUCAGAAUGCAGAUUCAGGAUACUAAGAGAUGCUCUGCACAGAUGUGACCCGCCUUGUAUUCCUUAUUUGGGCAUGUACCUGUCUGAUCUAUCUUUCAUAGAAGAGGGUACUUCUAACUACACACCUGAUGGUCUUCUUAACUUCUCCAAAAUGAGAAUGAUAGCUCAUGUGAUACGAGAAAUAAGAAACUUCCAACAGACUCCGUACAAAAUCGAUCACAUUCCUAAGGUGUGCGACUUCUUACUGGACCGUUCUCUGAUCAUUCCGGAGGAGCGUCAAUACACACUCUCUCUGGAGUUAGAGCCGAGAGCAGCGCGCGGCUCCGCGGGCGGUCUGGCCGGCGCACCGACCGAGACUGUCUCGCCCGCCGCGCAGCGCCGCCGCCGCGCCUCCCUCGCUGCACUAGCGCCACUGCGGCCGGAGCGGUAA